This is a messenger RNA of Drosophila kikkawai, 246 nucleotides long. RefSeq names its product probable serine/threonine-protein kinase DDB_G0278521. The record is from RefSeq and is a predicted model, not a curated record. NCBI's taxonomy places the organism in Eukaryota, Metazoa, Arthropoda, Insecta, Diptera, Drosophilidae.
AUGGCUGCUUAUUUUCUCAAAAUUUCACAUCUGCUUGUCCUGCUGAUUGUUUUGGGAUUCCUGCUCUCCCCGGGCAGGACGGCUCCCAUUGGUGACCAUCCAGAUCAUGCCGGUUGCAUACGGAUCACGAUCAUCAAGCGACCCCUGGGCACCACAACGUCGACCACAACUACGACGACGACCACCACGACAACGACGACAACGACCAGGGCCACCACCUUGGCAACCACAGUGGCAACUGGCUAA